This is a messenger RNA of Rhopalosiphum maidis (corn leaf aphid), 2577 nucleotides long. Its product is annotated as facilitated trehalose transporter Tret1-like. The transcript is spliced from 7 exons. The record is from RefSeq and is a predicted model, not a curated record. Gene Ontology annotation, cellular component: membrane. NCBI's taxonomy places the organism in Eukaryota, Metazoa, Arthropoda, Insecta, Hemiptera, Aphididae. Bases 492 to 1907 code for a protein of 471 amino acids. Gene Ontology annotation, molecular function: transmembrane transporter activity. Gene Ontology annotation, biological process: transmembrane transport.
UCAUAGUUUACUCCGAACCGAGAUUGGUGAAGUGCAUAGUAAUAUACAAACUGGUUAAUAAUUUUAAUAUAGUGUUACAUUGUUUAGCUGGCAUACGAUCCGCGCGUUAUAUUUUCUAUGCGUCUUAUACCUUUACGCGAAACCAGCCUCAGUGUUGUGGCGAUGGCGACAACAUCAAGUGCAUCGCAAUGAUAUAUAGUUUAAGACAUCAAGCUCCUCGAUAUUGUCUAGUAAUUAGUAUCAAUAUUGUAUAACGUUUUCUGUCAUACCGUUGGUUUAAAAUCCGAACAGUUUUGUAAAGCAAUUAGUGUAUUUUUACAUUGUUUUAAUUACACACUCGAUAUAACGCAGUUAAAUUGGUCGAAGAAUAUUGGAAUAAUAUCACGAACGGUGUUAUCAGUGGUCAGUGGUUAACGCAUAUUUUUAAAGGCUUUAUUCUAAUAAGAGACUUAAAAUAUCACCGUUAAUAAUACGUUACUAUAUAAAGCGAUAUGAAUAGAAAAAUAUUUAGAGAAAAUGAUAGACUUGUCGAAGCAAUAGAGGCUCAGGACGCAAAAUCUUGUCGCAGACAACUGUUGUCGUGCUUUCUAGCCUCGUUGAUGUCGCUGUCGGCGGGUACAGUUAUCGCAGGAUGGUCGCCGACCGAAGGAAGUUUUACAGACCAAGAUUUGAAGAGAUGGUCCACCGAACAGGAAUCGUGGAUCAUAUCGAUUUACGUGUUCGGCGCGCUGAUUGGAGCAUUGCCUGCUGGUUUUUUGGGUCAAAAGUAUGGCCGCAAAUCGUUCCUUCUUUUGCUAGCCAUCCCCAUGAUAGCCGGGUGGAUAAUUUGUCUGUUGCGAUUAGAGAGCAUGCUCCUGGAAUGCUUGGGAAGGUUCGUGUGCGGGUUAGCGGUGGGCGCGACCACCGUGGCCGUGCCGCUUUACGCCCGCGAAGUGUCGUCAGACGCGCUACGCGGCCGCACCGGCGUGUUCCUGGACUUCAUGCUGUGCGCCGGCAUACUGUACGCGUACGUGGCCAGGACGGUGUUGCAGGGCGUGCGGCAGUUCUGCCUGGCGUGUUCGAUGGUGCCGGUCGUGUUCGUGCUGCUGUUCUCGUGCGUGCCCGAGUCGCCGGUCUACCUGUACAACGCGGGCCGGUACGAACGGGCGGCAUCGGCGUUGAGAUGGUUAAGAGGUAGGCGAUUCAAUGUCAAAAACGAGUUCGAUAAAAUAGAAAAAUCCAAAUGUCACGACGAUGAGUUAUUUGAUCGCAGUGGAAAGAUGAGUGCCGAAAACAAGAAAUUUCUAGCGAAAGUGACAAUGAUUUCUUUCGGUCUAGUGUUCGUUCAGCGAAUGUCCGGCGCCGGUGGUGUGAUCCAGUACUCGUCCACUUUAUUCAAAAUGUCCGGGUCUACCAUCGAACCGAACACCGCGUGCAUCAUAGUCGGCACAUUCCAACUAGUCACUUCUGGGGUUUCAUUUAUGUUCGUUGACAAAGUCGGACGGAGAACUCUGCUAUUGAUCUCAUCGGCGGUCAUUACUACGUGCCUCGUCCUAUUGGUUCUUUACUUCAGUCUUAUAGAAAACGAAACACAAACGGACUCGCCGUGGAGGAUAUCUCUGCUGUUCAUCCUAUGCAUGUUCAUAUCUGCCUUCCGGUUGGGCCUGGGACCCAUCCCGUGGUUCAUAAGUACCGAGCUGUCACCGGCAUUGUACGGUGGACGCAUACAAUCCUUGGCCGCAUCCUUUUCCUGGACCCUGUCGUUUGUCAUCAUGAAGUCAUUCAAGAUCCUUGUCGAGGCAAAUCCCGUGUUGUUGUGGUGUUUGUUUACCGCAUUUUCGGCCGCCGGGUUCCUAUUCGUGCUGUUCUAUGUACCCGAGACCAACAACAAAAGCCGUGAACAGAUCCACCUCGACCUGAUCGGCUAGGUUGACCUAAUAAAUAUUAGCAACAUCCGCUGUUGGGCUACAAAUACAUUUCACAAGCCAUACCACCACGACGAAAGCGAAAUGUCGACAACAGCACAAUAAUUUGCCACCAUACCGUCAUCUGAUCGAAGUCAGUGUAAUGUCGAUGGAUCGCACUGACGGUAAAUUUGGGUAGCCAAAAUAUAUUCGCGAUCUUUGGCGUAACUAAUGGUGAUCUUGCAAAAUGGUGCCCCCCCCCCCUCGGGCGGAGAAAGUAUUUCAAACUUGAGACGUCGCUCGGGUUUAUAUACACACUAUACGUGGUAAAUCACAAUGAUCUGACACAUUUAAAUGUAAUGUAAAACUGUCUCAUCUUCGAUCUCGAUAUACCUUGUAUAUUUACAGCACUUAAUUAUUACAUGAAUGCAAUAUUCAAAACAAUGGUUGCGUUAAUAAAAAAAAUAAUAGUAAUUUAAAAAAAAAACUUUGUGAUAAAAUAUAGACUUAUUUCCAAGUAUUUAUGAUGUUAAAAUUAUACUAUAUUAUUGUGAGCUACGUACUAUUUACCAAAGCAAACGAUUAGCUUCUGUAUAAAAUUUGUAUACCUAAUAUAAUGUAAUUUUUUCUGUAAAAUAUGUCCUAUGUGUACGUGUUAAAACAUCAUUAAGAUUAAAAUGCACGUAAUUUUAAU